CUAGCUGACCUGCUGACAGUUUAGACACACCGACGGACACAAGCAGGGCGAGCAGCGGGGUAGUCGGCGCACAAAGCGCACGGGACUCGCGGGUGGAGGUCGCGAAACCCGUCAAAACUCUUGUCGAAUCCUCCGACCAGCACCAGACCGUCGUCGCCGUCGUCAUGCAGCGAACGUUCGGUGGCCUCUCGGCGGCCGCGAACCGGGCCGGCGUGUACGAUGGGAAGAUCGCCGGACUGUACGAUCUCGAGGAGACGCUCGGGUCGGGCCACUUUGCCGUGGUCAAGCUGGCGCGCCACGUGUUCACCGGUGAGAAGGUGGCCGUGAAGGUGAUCGAGAAGACGAAACUGGACGAGAUCUCGCGGGCUCACCUGUUCCAGGAAGUGCGCUGCAUGAAGCUGGUCCAGCACCCGAACGUCGUUCGGUUGUACGAGGUGAUCGACACGCAGACGAAGCUGUACCUUAUACUGGAGCUCGGCGACGGGGGCGAUCUGUACGACUACAUUAUGCGCCACGAGAAGGGCCUCUCGGAGAAUGUGGCCCGCGAGUACUUCCGGCAGAUCGUGCGCGCCAUCUCCUACUGCCACCAGCUGCACGUGGUCCACCGAGACCUAAAACCAGAGAAUGUGGUGUUCUUCGAGAAGCUGGGAGUCGUGAAGCUGACCGACUUUGGGUUUAGCAACAAGUUCUGCCCCGGUCAAAAGCUGGAAACGUCCUGCGGCAGUUUGGCGUACUCGGCACCGGAAAUUCUGCUCGGCGACUCGUACGAUGCACCGGCAGUCGAUGUAUGGUCGCUGGGUGUGAUACUGUUUAUGCUGGUGUGUGGGCACCCGCCGUUUCAGGAGGCCAACGACUCGGAGACGCUGACCAUGAUCAUGGACUGCAAGUACACGAUGCCGCCCCACGUUUCCGACGGAUGUCGCAAUCUCAUCAGCAAAAUGUUGGUGCGCGCCCCGGAGAAGCGAGCCACGCUACAUCAGAUCGCGCAGGACGAGUGGCUGAUGGAGGGCAGCAGCGGGGAAACGACCGAAAAUCUGCCGUUGGUCAGCCGUGAGCAGGUCAGCGAGGAGGAUCACUCGUUGAUCAUCCAGAAGAUGAUCAACGGCAAAAUAGCUACCAAAGAGGAAAUACUAGAGGCUUUAGAUCGUAACGAGUACAAUCACAUUACGGCGACCUAUUUCUUGCUGGCGGAGCGAAAACUGCGAUCCCACCGCCAGGAGGAAGCGCAAAAGCGGAAACCGGAGCUGACGUUACCGGUUUCCAAUUCCGCACGGAUGCAAACUUUUAAGAAAAACGACGUGGACGAGGAUGAGGACGCGCAGGGUGGACUGCUUUCAACGAGACUGGGUAUGCACCUGAGUGUGCCGCGGACACCGGGAAUCGAUACGGGACAGACGGGUCGGAGCCGGAAGUGCAGCAUCGUGCAGGAGGAAGAAGACGACGAGGAUGACGUUCACUGUGCGGGUCACGAGGAACUGUCAACGCCGCUCAACCGCAGGGGAUCGCGCUCGGAAGGACGCAUCAGCGUGACGGUGCAGGACCGGAUAGCGGAAUCGGAGCGGCUGAAGCUGGAAGCGAAAAAGUAUCAACAGCUCGAGCAGUCGAAGCUGAGCAGUGUGGCGGUGGAUGAAACGGACUCUAGCCACCACUACUCGGGUGGCCACAGUCAGCAGAUGUCACCGCUGCUCGGCGGUAUCGGUAACGUGACGCUCAUCACGAGCGAAAACAGUAGUACGAAGGAGCGGCUCGGUAUCGCGGGCGGUGGCCUGCACCGGAAACCGAUGCCGGAGCUGAAGCGAACGGUGGCGGUACCGGCCGGCGGCGGCGUCCAGGGCGCCCCGGGCGCUAGUAUAGAGCCGAAGAAGGCAUCGGUUCUGAAGCCAACGCUGGUGAAGAUCAUCAGCGACAGUAGCACCGGCAACACCAACGUACGGUCCGGUUCGUUCGAUCAGUGCAUGCGAAACCAUCUGUCCGGCGGAGGCGGAGAGCUGGUGACGACGAAGAUCAUUACGGAUAGCUCGACGAUCACGAUCCCGAUACCGACGCUUAACAUCGUGACGGCGUCAACGAUUCCGAAGUACAAGACGAUGCCCUCGCCGACGCGCUCGAACGCGAUUUUGACCGCCACGACCAACUGCCUGAACGAGAUCUUCGAGGAGGGCACGGACGUGGGCAGCUCGGACAGUACCAGCACCACACCGCGGCCCGUCAUCCGUAGCCAGUACGUGGGGGCCCGCGCACCACCGGCCCAGACGCAGUCGACCAACGGAACGACCCCGGUCGUUGGGAGCACCGGUGCUGGAGGUGGUGGUUCCGGUGGCGGUAAUGGGACUGGUCACAACGUCCACCGGCGCAGUAGGUUCAACAAAUCGCGCACCGCUUCGUGCAGCAGUUCGGACGCGUCGGACGAUGAUUCGGAGAAUCGGAAAAAGAGGGCACACAAGAUCGUGGACGGAGGCAACAUUAAGCCGUUGACGCAGCGACGCGAUUCGCACGACGAUUCGAGUGACUCGCAGGACCCGGGCAGCAAUGUGGCCGGUACCGGGGGUGGCGGCACCCGGCUCAAGAACGGUAUGAACGGUGCGAACACUGCUGCCAGCAGCGGUGGCGGCAGUGGAGGGACCGGCGGCGCCGGCAGUGGCACCAGUGGCCAACAGAGCACCGGCGGAGGAGGGGUUCAGUCGUCCGAUGGAUCAUCGUCGUCCGGCGGCGGCAGUCGACAGAAGGCGUCCCAGUCGCAGGUAGACUUUCGUCGGCACCGGGGCCGCAGGAGACCGGUGGAGACGCGGUUACGCGAAUCGCAGUCGCUGAAUCGCAUCACCGAGGUGCAAGAGUCGGAAGUGGGUCACGGUGCCGGCCAGCAGCAGCAGCUGGCCAACGGCAGUACGGGCGCGGCCACCACACCGGCGGCGGUAGUGGCUCUCGGUGCGCCACACAGCAGCGGCGACACACCGGCCAAUGGGGUUGAUGGAUCCUGUGAUAGGGUGGCGGAAGACGACCCGAAGACGAUCCGGAUUGCUAGUGAACCGAGCGGCAUCCGAGCAGCUCCAGUGGGCUCGGCGAAGGGUCCAGCCCAAGUGAAGCAACAUGCGCCAUCGAAACCGAAAGGAUUUAGUGCGAGAAUAUUCCAUACGUUCAAGAAACAACCGGCGGCCCCGGUGGCGGCGCCAGUGGCGACGACGCAGGUCAGCAACGAUCCACCGUCGACGGCAUCGGGAGACGACAUUGAGAUCGUGGUGGAGCUGGCCAAAGCCCUGAACAACGCAGCCGACGGUGGUGGAACGGGCAAAGCCGCUGGCGGCGGCAACACGAAGAAGAUCAAAAUUCUUGGCCGUUACUUUCAGGUGCAUAAGAAAAUUUACGUUCCCCUGUCCGGUCUGUUCCAGCGCGGCCGGCUCUACAAGGCCCAGUCGUGCGGUUCGAUCGUGCGCGAUCGCGUCAACGUGAACCCGAACGGGGGCGGGUCGGGCACCACCGGCCGCCAUUCGACGAUCUUUAGCGAGAAGAAUAGAAUAAUUAAAAACUGUCUCGGCAGCGGUGGUGGCGGUGGCGGUGGCGGUGGUGUUGGUGGCUCGCAGCAUCUCGGUAGCGAUGGCGACAUUAACCACAAUAAUGGCGCAAGUCACCACCAUCACCAUAGCAGCAGCUUUCUGGCCACCCUCUCCAGCUCGGAGGUCACUGGUGGUGGUGGCGAUGGUUUCGGGCGCGGUUCAUCGCCGAUCGAGCAGUUCGUCGCGAAGGGAGGUCCGUCCACGAUCGAACACACGUCCGGUGCCGCUGGCUCGGCAGCGGUCCUUGGUGGUUCACCGGCCGUGUCCACCGUCACACCAGUUCCUAUUAAAACGGCAUAG
Molecule: messenger RNA, 3851 nt
Organism: Anopheles cruzii
Lineage: Eukaryota; Metazoa; Arthropoda; Insecta; Diptera; Culicidae
Gene: Snrk
Exons: 9
Coding region: 165-3851 (1228 amino acids)
Biological process (GO): protein phosphorylation; intracellular signal transduction; microtubule cytoskeleton organization
Cellular component (GO): cytoplasm
Molecular function (GO): protein serine/threonine kinase activity; tau-protein kinase activity; ATP binding
Source: RefSeq, a predicted model, not a curated record